Molecule: messenger RNA, 1162 nt
Organism: Calliphora vicina (urban bluebottle blowfly)
Lineage: Eukaryota; Metazoa; Arthropoda; Insecta; Diptera; Calliphoridae
Product: ubiquitin thioesterase otubain-like
Exons: 3
Coding region: 101-889 (262 amino acids)
Biological process (GO): protein K48-linked deubiquitination
Cellular component (GO): nucleus
Molecular function (GO): ubiquitin binding; cysteine-type deubiquitinase activity
Source: RefSeq, a predicted model, not a curated record
CAUCUCUGGUUAAAAAAUAGGCACGAACAAAUUGUGUUAAUUUGUGAAAAAUUGCAAUUAUAUUGUUUUGUGAAACGAUUUAAAUAAUAAAUAAACAAAUAUGGAAAAGGUAGAAAAAAACGAUAAUAUCAAUAGAGACGAAUUGAUCAUGCAACAGCAGAGGGAAAUAGAGAAAGAGAUAAGUGAAUCCAUACCUUUGGUUAGUGAACAACUGCCGGUAACCUGUUUAAAUGUAGAGUACUUGGGAGAUGUGGUAUUUACCUCUAAGAUACAAGAUUUGGCCAGUAAAUAUAAGUUUAUGCGUCGUACAAGACCGGAUGGCAAUUGCUUUUUUAGGGCAUUUGCGUAUGCAUACUUAGAACAUUUGAUCUCAAGCAAAGAAGACUAUGACAAAUUCCGUAAGUUGGCUGAGGAUUCCAAAGAAAAAUUAGUGCAACUGGGAUUUCCCAGUUUUACUUUGGAAGAUUUUCAUGAAACGUUUAUGGAGGUAGUUAAACGAGUCGAUCCAUCAGGAACUGCUGCGGUGGAUAUAAAUGAACAAUUGCACAAAGUUUUUAAUGAUCAAGGUUAUUCUGAUUAUGUGGUCGUCUAUUUGAGAUUACUUACGUCGGGAAAACUACAAGAAGAAGCGGAUUUCUAUCAGAAUUUUAUCGAGGGAAAUUUUACUAUUGAAGAAUUUCGACAUCAAGAGGUGGAACCCAUGUACAAAGAAUCGGAUCAUAUUCACAUCAUUGCUCUAUGUUCAGCUUUGGGUGUAGGCGUACGUGUUGAAUAUAUGGAUCGGGGAGAAGGUGGUACUGUCAAGGCUCACGAUUUUCCUGAAGGUACCACUCCCAAGGUGUUCUUAAUCUAUAGGCCUGGUCACUAUGACAUUCUAUAUCCUAAAUAAAUAAUGAAUUGAUAAAAAAAUGCCUUCGAUCUAAUUGUAUAAAAUUGUGCUUAAAUCGGAUGUUGAAACAUUUUUAAAUGAAAAAAAAAAAAAAUAUUUAUAUAACCCUCUAAGCGUGUGUCGAAAUGAGGUUUUAAAUUUCAUCUUUUAUUGAUCAAAUUAUUGAUCAAAUUAUCGAUAUAAUCGAUUGUCAUACCUCUAUUUUAAAAUUAUAAAUAAAUACACCUCAUUAUUUGUAAUUUUAAAUAAAACUAAUUUUAUUGUGAAUUUUUA